Annulohypoxylon truncatum is the source of this 2124-nucleotide messenger RNA. RefSeq lists its product as uncharacterized. The coding region runs from base 489 to 1667 and encodes 392 amino acids. The transcript is spliced from 2 exons. The record is from RefSeq and is a predicted model, not a curated record. NCBI's taxonomy places the organism in Eukaryota, Fungi, Ascomycota, Sordariomycetes, Xylariales, Hypoxylaceae.
GUGAGAGACCCCGUCCCUUUUAGUAGCCAUCCGGUUAUAUUCGAAACUAUGUGCGUAUACGUAAACCUGAUCGGAUAUUGGAUAUAAUAUGUCGUCAAGUCCCGCAAGCUUAUAGAAAUUGGCAUCGCUCUAUCCAAAUUCUCGAGUUUGUAGGUUUACCACUAAGUUACAGGUUAAUGUUACCAGCUCGUAAAGCCCUUCGCACGUCCAUCCGUGUAAGUGCCAUGAAAAGUCAGAUUCUUGCCAUAGGAGGACAAUGUGACAGCUUAUCUGUGCUGUGCUUUGACUCUUCAUCCCGAAGAGGUACUGCGUUCAUAAGAAUAUAUAAGGUGAGAUGACAUGAGACGGGAGGUGAAAUUAGAUGAAUCUCCCAAAUCAAUUUGAUUCUCUCUCGUGCCUUUAUCACCCACCUCACGCUUUUAAACAGUCCAGUCCUCACUUACCAGCCAUACCUACCAUAAUAAUCAAACCCGAAGCACCCAGCCAAAAUGAGAACAUCAGCUGUUACAACCGUCCUCGUGACCGGCAUCGGUCUAGCGGGCGCCCUCGUCCCUUCCGAGAAGGAGGAGGCAAAGGACAUCGACAUGUCGGGGUGGAACCCUUCUGGCCUGGUCGGUCCGCAGCAACAGGUCUCCCAUGAUAUCCUCCCUAAAUACUCUACGAACCCUCCGACUUCUCACCCCAUCCCUCGUCUUGAGCCAGUCAAUGUGGACCAGCCGUCUAAGUCAUCCAAGACUACUGAGUCUACUAAGACGACCGAGACUACUAAAUCAACUGAGUCUACUAAGUCGAACAAGCCCACCAAGUCAACUGAGACUACUAAGACUACGAAGACCAAUAAGCCCAACAAGCCCACAGAGCCCGUUAAACCAAACAAACCUACCAAAUCCACCGAAUCUACCAAGUCGACUGAGUAUACCAAGACUACCAAAUCAACUCAGUCCACCAAAUGGACCAAGACCACUAAAUCGACCGAGACUACCAAGUCUACCAAGUCCAAGUAUACUAAGCCGACGAAAUCAACUGAGUCUUCAAAGUCAACCGAAUCCACCAAAUGGACUCAGCCCACCAAGUCCACGAAGAAGAACGAGCUUGUUAAACCAACCGAAUCUACCAAGCCAACUGAGACCACCAAGUCCAGCAAGCCCACUAAAUCAACCGAGUCCACUAAGUCGACCGAAUCCACCAAGAGCACCAAGUGGACCGAGACCAAACCCACCGAGUCGACCAAAACGACCAAGCACGGCAAGCCCACGGAGGCCCCCCAGCCUACCAAGAACUACGCGAACAUCAAGGACCUGGACGACGACAGCGGCGCCGACCCCGACGACGACAACGGCGACAACGGGACGCGCCGUCUCAUCCCGGCUAAGCCCACGGCGGCGCCCGCCCAGCCUGGUACCAAGGAUUACGUGAGCGUCAAGAACGUGGGCGACGACAGCGGCGCCGACAACGACGACGAUAACGGCGACAACGGGAUUCGUCGCCAUGUCCCGGCUACGGGCGGCGUGAUGAUGGCCGUGGAGGAGCGGGGUAGAGCCAUGGCGUUGGCGGGGCUGGCGGUGGCGUUGGCGGCUGUUUUCUUGCGUAAUGGAUUAGGUACCUGCUUAAUGAAAUGGAGGAAAACGCGGAGGAGAUGUAAUGGGGGGGAAUUUAUUAAUGUUUAGUAUUGUGUUUGGUGUUUGUGUUUUUUGUUUGGUAGAUGUCGCUCAAACGAAAUAGAACACUCCUUUAGUUACAUCAUCUUUGAUGAGUUUUUGUCGUGCAUCAGCCUUAUUGAGAUGUUGUGGUGAGAGGAUGCCGUGCUUACGAAUGACGGUAGCUACAUAGUGAGUAGGAGAGUCACACAAAUAAGCGCUACAGAAGGAUGUAAUAUUUAAGAGUCACUGGCCGUCUAUAGUCUAUUUAUUUAUUUGGGGCGUCGAAUUGAGGGUGGAAGUGAAAUCCUGCAUAAUUCCGACGUAUGUCUUAAAGGAGAAUAAAAGAGGUAAAUUCGGCGAGGAUUCCACGCUCGGAUUUCCGAGACCGAGCGUCGCUUCGGCUUUCUAUGCUACCACGUAGUAGGUAGGUAGUCAUAUUGGCGGUGUGAUGGUAUGUGACCUGUGAUUCAAUUGCUGUUCUUCA